Fraxinus pennsylvanica is the source of this 1041-nucleotide messenger RNA. The record is from the annotation of a GenBank genome assembly. NCBI's taxonomy places the organism in Eukaryota, Viridiplantae, Streptophyta, Magnoliopsida, Lamiales, Oleaceae.
AUGUCGAUUCCUCAAAGUGGUGAGAUUGAUGGGUUGGUGAUUCCCAACAAUUGUUGUGCCAAGAAACGUGAGAAAAUCAUUAUUGAUACGGAUCCUGGCAUUGAUGAUAGCAUGGCAAUAUUAAUGGCAUUCCAAUCUCCAGAGUUAGAGAUUUUAGGAUUAACAACGAUAUUCGGUAAUGUUGCUACAGAAGAUGCCACGAGCAAUGCCUUGCUUUUGUGCGAGAUUGCUGGAUGUCCAGAUGUUCCUGUGGCUGAGGGUAGUCAUGAACCUUUAAAGGGAGAGAAACCACGUAUUGCGGACUUUGUUCACGGUUCAGAUGGAUUAGGUAACACAUAUUUACCUCCCUCCAAGUCAAAGAAAUCUGAGAAAACUGCAUCCGAGUUUUUGGUCGAUAAAGUUUCUGAAUAUCCUGGUGAAGUCUCUAUACUUGCUUUGGGACCUCUGACGAAUUUGGCACUAGCUGUAAAGAGAGACUCGUCUUUUGCAAGCAAGGUCAAGAGAGUGGUGAUACUUGGUGGAGCUUUCUUUGCAUUGGGAAAUGUUAAUCCUGCUGCUGAAGCAAAUAUCUAUGGGGACCCAGAAGCAGCAGAUAUUGUGUUCACUUCCGGGGCAAAUAUUGAUGUUGUUGGAAUAAAUAUUACCACACAAGUCAAGUUUACAGACGCGGACCUAGAUGAAUUAAGGCAGUCAAAAGGCAGGCAUGCUCAGUUAAUAUGUGAUAUGUGCAAAUUUUACCGGGACUGGCACGUGAAAUCUGAUGGCGUCUAUGGAAUUUUUCUUCACGAUCCUGUUAGUUUUGUGCUUCUUGUCCGCCCUGAUCUCUUCACAUUCAAGAAAGGAGUUGUAAGAGUUGAGACACAGGGCAUUUGUGUGGGCCAUACGCUGAUGGACCAAGGACUAAAGAAUUGGAAUUCAAGCAACCCAAGGUCAACCUUUUCACCUGUAUCAGAAGCAUGGACAGUUAACGUGGAAGAAGUUUUGGAAUUCAAGCAACCCAUGGUCAGACUUUUCACCUGUUUCAGUAGCAUGGACAGUUAA